Molecule: messenger RNA, 3527 nt
Organism: Diceros bicornis minor
Lineage: Eukaryota; Metazoa; Chordata; Mammalia; Perissodactyla; Rhinocerotidae
Gene: PSIP1
Product: PC4 and SRSF1 interacting protein 1
Exons: 17
Coding region: 178-1836 (552 amino acids)
Biological process (GO): regulation of transcription by RNA polymerase II
Cellular component (GO): nucleus
Molecular function (GO): transcription coregulator activity; double-stranded DNA binding
Source: RefSeq, a predicted model, not a curated record
GGUGGUUUGCGUGGACGCGGGCAGAGGCGGCCGGCCCGCCACCGCAGCCUCAGCGCCCGCGGCCCCGGCAGGCGCGUCGGGACACCGAGGCAUCCUCCCCCUCCCGCCGCCCCGGGAGCCUCGGCGCCCGCCGCACCUCCUCCCUGGGCUUCGGACCCCCGGCCUCGCCCCCGAAACAUGACUCGCGAUUUCAAACCUGGAGACCUCAUCUUCGCCAAGAUGAAAGGUUAUCCUCAUUGGCCAGCUCGAGUAGAUGAAGUUCCUGAUGGAGCUGUAAAACCACCCACAAACAAACUACCCAUUUUCUUUUUUGGAACUCAUGAGACUGCUUUUUUAGGCCCAAAGGAUAUAUUUCCUUACUCAGAAAAUAAGGAAAAGUACGGCAAACCAAAUAAGCGAAAAGGCUUUAAUGAAGGUUUAUGGGAGAUAGAUAACAAUCCGAAAGUGAAAUUUUCAAGUCAACAGGCAUCAACUAAACAAUCAAAUGCAUCAUCUGAUGUUGAAGUUGAAGAAAAAGAAACUAGUGUUUCAAAGGAAGACACUGACCAUGAAGAAAAAGCCAGCAAUGAGGAUGUGACUAAAGCAAUUGACAUAACCACUCCAAAAGCUGCCAGAAGAGGGAGAAAGAGAAAGGCAGAAAAACAAGUAGAAACCGAGGAGGCAGGAGUAGUGACAACAGCAACAGCAUCUGUUAAUCUAAAAGUGAGUCCUAAAAGAGGACGACCUGCAGAAAAUGCAGUGAAUUCUGAUACAGAUUUUCAAAGAUGUGAAUGUAGUAUGCAUAUGAAUAUUGGAUCUACAGAAGUCAAGAUUCCAAAACCAAGAGGCAGACCCAAAAUGGUUAAACAGCCCUGUCCUUCAGAGAGUGACGUGAUAACUGAAGAAGACAAAAGUAAGAAAAAGGGGCAAGAGGAAAAACAACCUAAAAAGCAGCUUAAAAAGGAUGAAGAAGGCCAGAAGGAAGAAGAUAAGCCAAGAAAAGAGCCAGACAAAAAAGAGGGGAAGAAAGAAGCUGAAUCAAAAAGGAAAAAUUUAGCUAAAACAGGGGUGACCUCAGCCUCUGACUCUGAAGAGGAAGGAGAUGAUCAAGAAGGUGAAAAGAAGAGAAAAGGUGGAAGAAACGUGCAGACUGCUCAUAGAAGGAAUAUGCUCAAAGGCCAACAUGAGAAAGAAGUAGCAGAUAGAAAACGCAAGCAAGAGGAACAAAUGGAAACUGAGCAGCAGAAUAAAGACGAAGGAAAGAAGCCAGAAGUUAAGAAAGUGGAGAAGAAGCGAGAAACAUCAAUGGAUUCUCGACUUCAGAGGAUACAUGCUGAAAUAAAAAAUUCACUCAAAAUUGAUAAUCUUGAUGUGAACAGAUGUAUUGAGGCCUUGGAUGAACUCGCUUCACUUCAGGUCACAAUGCAGCAAGCUCAGAAACACACAGAGAUGAUUACAACACUGAAAAAAAUACGGCGAUUCAAAGUUAGUCAGAUUAUCAUGGAAAAGUCUACAAUGUUGUAUAACAAGUUUAAGAACAUGUUUUUGGUUGGCGAAGGAGAUUCUGUGAUCACACAAGUGCUGAAUAAAUCUCUUGCUGAACAAAGACAGCAUGAGGAAGCAAAUAAAACCAAAGAUCAAGGGAAGAAAGGGCCAAACAAAAAACUAGAAAAGGAGCAAACAGGUUCAAAGACUCUAAAUGGAGGAUCUGAUGCUCAAGACAGUAAUCAACCACAGCAUAAUGGAGAUAGCAAUGAAGAAAGCAAGGACAACCAUGAGGCCAGCAGUAAGAAAAAGCCAUCCAGUGAGGAGAGAGAGACUGAAAUAUCUCUGAAGGAUUCUACACUAGAUAACUAGGUUGACAUACCUGGAAUAUAAAGAACAUUUGAGAAGUUUGUAAUGGUUUUCAUUUGAAAUAUUUAGACUGCUGAGAGUUUUAAAUUUUUAUAAGCAUAGGUUUUGAUGUUUCAAACUUGUUUUUGAGGGAGAAAAUCCCUUUAUCUUUGUUUAAAAGUAAUUAAACAUUAUUGCUAAUUGUACUUGUGCAGUAUUAACAGCUACAUUACACAGUAAAUGUGAGGGAAAAUCCAUUUAGGAAAUGUUAAACUGCUUUUCCAGACAUUGGUUGUAGCAUAUUUUCAAUUAGUGUGUGUAUGUUAAUGUGUAAUUGAUAAUAGAAAAAAGUUACAUUUUUAACACUGCUACUUGUAUAAAAACCUUUCCUCUUUUUCCCAAAUACCUUGGGUUUUGUGCAUAGUUUUUACAAAUCUUGGAUUUAUCAGACUGUCUUUUCACUGUUUGUGGGUUUUGUAGAAGUUAUGCAUUUUUAUGGUAGAUAAAAUGUUACUUCUAUACAAGUACUCACUCCUUUUAUCAAAAGUUAAUUUUAAUCUCGCAGUCUACAUUGUGCUACAUUAUCCUGCUGCUUUGUAACAAUGUGUGUGGUCUGUAUGCCUUUUUGUAUGACAACUAGAUUAUCCAACUGACAGUUCUACAAAGUACAAAACAAAUGUUAACUUUUGAAGGUAAUUUAGUUUUGUGGCUGGGAAUUCAAGUCACAUGACUUACCUGCAGAGAGCAGAAUGGGUGUAUAUAGGAAUGAAUCUGGCUUUAGGGUUCAGCCGUCUAAGACCCUUUACAGGCACGGGUAGCUGAAAGUGAAAACUAAAUGAUAAAAGUUUAUUUUUUGAGAAAUGUCUCAAGUUGCUGAAUUUUUUAAGUCACCCAUUAAGGAGGUCACUAAGUAUUUUUUUAAUUGGGAAAAAAAACAUCCAUGAUGCUUAUGCAGUAAAUAAAAGUAACUACUAUAGAAGGAAACAUAAGGAAUUUUUAUUUCUAUAUCAUACAUGUGACAGGAUUGCAAAAAGCGGAAACAUUAGUUGUUCCGAGGCAGUAGACUAAGAAAAGGAGUGCUUUGAUAGUCUGUAUUCACGUAUAUGGACUAAGUCAUGGUGAACCAAGGUUAACACAAAAUUUAAGAGUAACUUAACAGAUAGCAUUUCUAAGAUAUUUUGAAUAUUAGGUCAGUUGGUGGUUUUCAGUACCUAAAAGACACACUUCAUGUUUUGAUACUAUGAAUAUGGGGAAAAGGCUUAAUACCAGUGUUUGCAUGUGACAUGCAUUGUAUGUUUUGACCUCUCGGAUAACUGUUUUCAUCUGCAGGUGAAAAGUUUUAAUUAUUUCAGUAAUUGGUGUUUUGCUUUUGAGAGGUCUUACAAUGGAACUAGGACCCACUGUUUUGAGGGAACUCUCGAUAUUACAUUAUAUCUGUUUGGUCCUUAAUGCAAUUAAAAAUUGGACAGCUUUAUUCUAGUUAAGCCAUAGGUGUCAACAUGUAAACUUGUUUUGAUUAAAGAAUUUUUCUAUCAAACUCUACUAGUAAAUUACUUCUUUGCUAUUUACAAAAGUGUGUUAAAAUUCUGGAUUUACUUUCCAGGGAGUAAUUUCUUGGUUAACUUGGUCAUAGAGGUUGUGUUGUUUGGGGAGACAGGGUAACUACAACAUAAGCUCAAAAUGAUAAAAAUAAAGGAAAUGUUAUUUUUUGUUCA